GUGUGUGUGUGUGUGUGUGUGUGUGCGUCACUGCCCUUCCCCCCUCUGCACUAUAAACUGUAAUGAAAGUGAAAGUCAGCAGCUCCAUUUUGUGACGAGUGAAAACUAAAAGAUUUCAGGAGUAAAAACACAUGAAACCACGAGAACCCCCCCCUUUCAAUAGGCUGGCUACGGACCUGACGUGUGUUCCGCUGUAAUCUGGAGAAGGAGACAUGACCUCCAACAUGAGUGUGUCUGGAAAACAGGACUUAAAGAAAGACGAGAGAAUGAUGGAGGGAAAGAGAUCAGACUCACCAGAACCCAGCUGUGUGUCCAUGAAGAGUGACCGGUCAAUGGAUCGUCCAUUUACCUUCAGAGACAGAGACAGUUCUACUGAUGUGAGACCACAAAAAUCAAACAUCAGCACAAAUCAGCUGGACUCUAUAUUCAAGGAGCUGGAACACAAAGUCAUCACUCUGAUAAAGAAUGAGCUGAAGAGGUUUAGGAAGCUCCUGAGUCCAGAUUACCCAGCAUGCACUGAGAGGGAGGUGGAGGAUGAGGAGGAUCUGCACAGUGUCAGAGAGGGAGCGCUGAAGAUCACACUGCACGUCCUGAAGAACAUGAACCACACAGAUCUCGCUAACACACUGCACAACAAACUCGUCUCUGUGUAUCAGCCAAAGUUGAAGUCCAAGCUGAGAGAGAAGUUUAAAAGAAUUAAUGAAGGAAUCUCACAGCAUGGAAGCUCAGCACUUCUGAAUGAGAUCUACACUGAGCUCUACAUCACAGAGGGUUGGAGUGGAGACGUCAAUAAUGAACAUGAGGUGAGACAGAUUGAGGCAGCGUCCAGGAGACCAGCAACACAGGAGAAACCCAUCAAAUGUAAUGAGAUCUUUAAAGACAAGUCCAUCAGAACUGUGCUGACUAAAGGAGUUGCUGGAAUUGGAAAAACAGUCUCUGUGCAGAAGUUCAUUCUGGACUGGGCUGAAGGAGAAGUAAAUCAGGACGUCACCUUCAUGUUUCCACUUCCCUUUAGAGAGCUGAAUCUGAUGAAGCAGAAAAAUCUCAGUCUGAUGAAACUUCUUCAUCACUUUUUCCCAGAAAUAAGAAAACUAGAAUCAAUAGACUGUGACUCCUACAAAGUGGUGUUGAUCUUUGAUGGUCUGGAUGAGUGUCGACUUCCUCUAAAUUUCCAGAAGAAUGAGAUAUUGUGUGAUGUGACAGAGUCGGCCUCAGUGGAUGUGCUGCUGACGAACCUCAUCAAGGGGAAUCUGCUUCCCUCUGCUCUCCUCUGGAUAACCACAAGACCAGGAGCAGCCAAUCAGAUCCCUCCUGAGUGUGUAGACCAGGUAACAGAGGUACGAGGCUUCAGUGAUCCUCAGAAAGAGGAGUACUUCAGGAAGAGGAUCAGUGAUCAGAGCCUGGCCAAUAACAUCAUCACACACCUGAAGUCUUCAAGAAGCCUCUACAUCAUGUGCCACAUCCCAGUCUUCUGCUGGAUCUCAGCCACUGUUCUAGAGAGAAUGUUGGGUGAAGCAGAGGGUGGAGAGAUCCCCAAGACUCUGACUCAAAUGUUCACACACUUCCUGAUCUUUCAGAUCAAACACAAGGACCAAAAGUACCAUCAGAAAUGUGACCCUGAUCCUCAGCAGACCAGAGAGAGUAUCAUGGCACUGGGAAAACUGGCUUUCCACCAGCUGGAGAAAGGAAACCUGAUCUUCUAUGAGGAAGACCUGAGAGAGUGUGGCAUUGAUGUCAGAGAAGUGUCAGUGUACUCAGGAGUGUGUACCCAGAUCUUCAGAGAGGAGUUUGGGCUUCACCUGGGGAAGGUGUUCAGCUUCGUACAUCUGAGUGUUCAGGAGUUUCUGGCUGCUUUAUACACAUUUCUCUCCUUCAUCAGCAGAAAUGUAACAGAACAUCAAACCUCUGAUCUGUCUGAUCUUUUCAGGAAGUCAAACCUGUCUGAUCUCCUCAGGAGUUCAGUGGACAAGGCCUUACAGAGUGAGAAUGGACACCUGGACCUGUUCCUCCGCUUCCUUCUGGGUCUCUCACUGGAGACCAAUCAAACUCUUUUACGAGACUUAAUGCCACAGACAGGAAGCAGAUCUCACAGCAAACAGGAAACAGUGGAGUACAUCAAGGAGAAGAUCAGGGAGAAUCCAUCUCCAGAGAAAUCCAUCAAUCUGUUCCACUGUCUGAAUGAACUGAAUGAUCAUUCUCUAGUGCAGGAAGUACAAACUUACCUGAACAGAGGAGGUUACAGUCGUCUCAGUGACACCAGACUCUCUCCUGCUCAGUGGUCAGCUCUGGUGUUUGUGUUACUGACCUCAGAACAGAAGCUGGAUGUGUUUAAUUUGAGGAAAUAUGAUCCAUCACAUGAAUGUCUUCUGAGGCUGCUGCCAGUGGUCAAAGCCUCCAGAAAAGCUGUUCUGUGUCUCUGUAAUCUGACAGAGGAAAGCUGUAGAGUUCUGUCCUCAGUUCUCAGCUCAAACUCCUCCAGUCUGAGAGAACUGAACCUGAGUAACAAUAAACUGCAGGAUUCAGGAGUGAAGCUGCUCUCUGAUGGACUGAAGAAUCCACACUGUACACUGGAGAUACUGAGUCUGUGUCUCUGUAAUCUGACAGAGGAAAGCUGUAGAGUUCUGUCCUCAGUUCUCAGCUCAAACUCCUCCAGUCUGAGAGAACUGAACCUGAGUGACAAUAAACUGCAGGAUUCAGGAGUGAAGCUGCUCUCUGAUGGACUGAAGAAUCCACACUGUACACUGGAGAUACUGAGUCUGUGGGACUGUAAUCUGACAGAGGAAAGCUGUAGAGUUCUGUCCUCAGUUCUCAGCUCAAACUCCUCCAGUCUGAGAGAACUGAACCUGAGUUACAAUAAACUGCAGGAUUCAGGAGUGAAGCUGCUCUCUGAUAGAGUGAAGAAUCCACACUGUACACUGGAGAUACUGAGGAUGUGUGACUGCAGUGUUACAGAUGAAGGUUGUACUGCUUUGGCUUCAGCUCUGAGGUCAAACUCCUCAUCACACCUGAGAGAACUGGAUCUGAACAGUAAUAAUACAGGAGAAUCAGGAGUGAAGCUGCUCUCUGAUCUACUGAAGGAUCCACACUGUAAACUGGAGACACUACACAUUAAGGAUAAGACACUCACCAGGUCUGGUGUAUGACAGGAGUCUCUCCUCAGACCUUUUUUCCAGGAUAAAUCAGUUAUGGUGGUGAAGUGUUAGAACACGUCCCACAUUUCCAGCCGUUUGGGAGCUGAAUCAUUCAUAUUUUCUGAAUAUAUUUUACAACAAUUAAUACAACAAAUUAAAUUCAUUUAACAACAUAUCUGCUUACUUUCUGAACUUGCUGAGUUCCUGUGCACGUUCUCCACAGUGUUUGUAUGGGUUUCCUACAAGUUCUCUGGUUCAAAAACAUGACAGGAGGCAGAGCAGCUACACACACUAAAGUGACCCUGUGUGUUUAUGGAGCCUUAAACCUAGUUCCUUAAACAUUAUUGACCUAAGAGAAAUGUAUUCUUACUUGAUGAGGUCACGUGGCCGAGGAGCCAGAGGUCUGAUUCGGAUAAUGAAGCUGCUGAGAUUUGAAGAUGCUCAAACUAACAAUAAAACACAAAACACA
Molecule: messenger RNA, 3600 nt
Organism: Tachysurus vachellii
Lineage: Eukaryota; Metazoa; Chordata; Actinopteri; Siluriformes; Bagridae
Product: NACHT, LRR and PYD domains-containing protein 3-like
Exons: 11
Coding region: 213-3143 (976 amino acids)
Molecular function (GO): protein binding
Source: RefSeq, a predicted model, not a curated record